Pseudovirgaria hyperparasitica is the source of this 1275-nucleotide messenger RNA. RefSeq lists its product as uncharacterized. Gene Ontology annotation, biological process: transmembrane transport; sulfite transmembrane transport. The coding region runs from base 133 to 1275 and encodes 380 amino acids. NCBI's taxonomy places the organism in Eukaryota, Fungi, Ascomycota, Dothideomycetes, Acrospermales, Acrospermaceae. The record is from RefSeq and is a predicted model, not a curated record. The transcript has 2 exons. Gene Ontology annotation, cellular component: plasma membrane. Gene Ontology annotation, molecular function: sulfite transmembrane transporter activity.
CUUCACAAAUCAAAUUCAGAGCAGGCAUUUCUGGAACCUCCUCUCUGACCUUCGUCUUCAUCGAAUCUCGGCGUUGUCAGCAUCACCAGCAGACCUUUUAUCGCCAUUGCUGAAUACUUGAAACGACUCGCCAUGGAUCCCUCUGCAUUUGAAUCCGUCACAGGCAGCACAUUUGAUUCUCACCACUCACUAAAUAACCACGCGGCACUCGAACACUCUGCACAAUGUCGCAACAAAAAAGGAUGGCGGCGUGUUGUACUCAACUUCACCCCGAGCUGGUUCGCCGUCACAAUGGGCACCGGCAUCGUCUCAAUACUACUGCACAAUCUUCCCUACAACUCGAACUGGAUCUAUUGGAUUUCCGUCGUGAUCUUCGCGUUAAACGUCUUCCUGUUCGUGCUCUUCACGCUAGUGAGCUUGGUUCGAUAUGCGGUCUUCAGGGGCGUGUGGAGUUGCAUGACCAGCCAUCCGGUACAGAGUCUGUUUUUGGGCACAUUUCCAAUGGGUCUUUCGACUAUCAUUAACAUGAUCUGUUUCCUUGGGAGCAUAACCGCGGCCUGGCUACUUCCUAUCGUGGCUACAAUUGUUGCAGCUGCUUCAGGCGGUAUCGUUGCCUCAGUUCUCGAAAACGUUCAGCAUGCGUGGUGGACAGUUGUCUUCAGCUAUGUAAUGUGGGGCUGCGGCGUGUCGCUAGCGAUGAUCGUCCUCGUUGUAUACUUCACGCGCUUGACUCUCCACGACUUGCCACCUCGCGAGGUCAUUGUCUCCGUCUUCUUGCCUCUUGGCCCAUUUGGUCAGGGGGCCUUUGGAAUCAUGCAGCUUGGCAAAGUUUCGAUGGAUCUGUUUCCAAAGACAAACUCUAUACCAGCGGCUCCUUUUGCAGGACAGAUCCUGUAUACGGUUGGUAUCAUGAUUGCAUUGUUGAUGUGGGGCGCUGGACUCGCCUGGCUCUUCUUUGCAGUCGCAUCCAUUUCAAGAUCGAAAUUCCCUUUCAACAUUGGAUGGUGGGGCUUCACAUUCCCGUUGGGUGUGUAUACUGUUGCUACGACGACCCUCGCACAAGAGCUACCGAGUCUAUUCUUCAAGGUUCUUGGGACGAUCUUUUCUCUGACCGUGGUUGUGUUAUGGAUCAUAGUUGCUUCGAGGACAAUCGAGAGAAGUUGGUCCGGAGAAAUUUUCAAGGCGCCAUGCAUCAAAACUUGGGAAGAAGAGCAGAUACAAAAAGCGGAGAACAAGGACGAAGAAGCAAGGGAAAGUACUAAGGAGUCUGUAUAG